AGAAAUUUCCUCACAACUUUACCAACAGCGCCUCCAAAGUCCUCCAUAGCCACUGUUUUCGCCACCGCCGCCCCGCCUAGGGUUUUGGUGGUCUCUCAUCCGCAGAAAGCCGAUAGUCUCCAUCUUUCCGCCGCAAUACUGAGGUUCUUUUGUCAAUGGCUAAAACUUCAAAUUCUGGUGCCAAGAAGGGGGUUCGUAUCGUGGUAGCUGGCGACCGUGGAACUGGAAAGUCUAGUUUGAUUGUGACUGCCGCAGCUGACACUUUUCCUACCAAUGUUCCUCCCCUUUUGCCGCCAACGCGGCUGCCGGAGGAUUUCUACCCCGACCAAGUUCCCAUCACCAUAUUUGACACUAAGUAACUCCUUUUCAUAUUAGCUAUAAAUAAGUAGAACAUGUCCUGUGAUUGUGGGUGUCAUAUGUGUGUUUAGGGCCAUGAGAGAACUGAUCUUGCACUAACCCUGUUUAUUUUUUUUGUUACUUGAAUUUUUAGUUUCGUUAGAAGUUUUUGGAUUGGGAAAACUAAGCCAAGGCGAAGAAAGCUAGGAUAAUUAAGAACUAUUGAUUCUGUCUGUGCACGCACAAAAUAGCCUAUAAACGAAUAAAACAAUCUAGAAAUCAAGACUUAGAGCAAGUGCUUCUCAUCAGCCACCACUUACCAUUAAUUUGAUUCAUCCCAAAAUUCCUGAGUCAAUUGAGUCAAAUUAUUCAUUUGACAUUGAAAAGAAAACACAAAUGCAAUGAAUAACCUUAGCGCUGAGGAUAGAGCUAAGCUAGCGGAGGAGUUGAGGCGUGCUGAUGCAGUAGUUCUUACAUAUGCGUGUGAUCGACCUGAAACCCUUAACAGAUUGAGUACUUUCUGGCUUCCAGAACUUCGCCAGUUAGAGGUGAAAGUGCCAGUAAUUGUAGUGGGUUGUAAGCUGGAUUUAAGAGAUGAACAACAGCCAAUUAGCUUAGAACAGGUGAUGUCACCAAUAAUGCAACAAUUCCGGGAGAUUGAAACCUGUAUUGAAUGUUCUGCAUUUAAACAUAUUCAGAUACCUGAGGUUUUCUACUAUGCACAAAAAGCUGUGCUUCAUCCAACGGCACCGCUGUUUGAUCAGGAAUCUCAAACUUUAAAGUCACGCUGUGUAAGAGCAUUGAAACGUAUCUUCAUUCUCUGUGAUCAUGACAGGGAUGGUGCUCUUAGCGAUGCAGAGUUGAAUGAUUUUCAGGUCAAAUGUUUUAAUGCUCCUUUACAACCUUCGGAAAUAGUGGGUGUUAAGAGGGUUGUCCAAGAGAAGUUGGUUGAAGGGGUCAAUGAACGAGGCCUUACGUUGACAGGAUUUCUAUUUCUUCAUGCACUAUUUAUAGAAAAAGGACGCCUGGAGACAACAUGGACUGUCUUGAGGAAAUUUGGAUAUAAUAAUGAUAUUGAACUUUUGGAUGAGCUAAUUCCAUAUUCUUCAUUUAAGCGAGCUCCUGAUCAGAGUGUGGAGCUGACAAAUGAUGCUAUUGAGUUCUUAAAGGGACUUUAUGAAUUAUUCGACAGUGAUUUUGAUAAUAACCUUCGACCUCAAGAAGUUGAAGAGUUAUUUUCUACUGCUCCAGAAAGUCCUUGGAGUGAUGCUCCAUAUAAGGAUGCUGCAGAAAGAACUGCACUAGGAGGGCUAUCACUCGAUGCUUUUUUGUCAGAGUGGGCCCUUAUGACACUUCUAGACCCAGCUCGUACUCUAAAGAAUUUGAUAUAUGUUGGCUAUCCUGGUGAUCCUGCUUCUGCCAUCCGUGUUACUAGGAGGAGACGCUUAGAUCGCAAGAAGCAACAAUCAGAAAGAAAUGUUUUCCAGUGUUUCAUUUUUGGGCCAAAGACUGCCGGAAAGUCUUCAUUAUUGAAUUCUUUUCUUGGAAGGCUGUAUUUGGAUUCUUAUACUUCGACUAUCGAUGAGCAUUAUGCAGUGAAUUUUGUUGAACUCCCAGGGGGAGUAAAGAAAACCCUUGUAUUGCGAGAAAUCCCAGAAGAUGGAGUUAGAAACCUACUAUCUAAUAAAGAGUCAUUGGCUGCCUGUGAUAUAGCAGUAUUUGUACAUGACAGUUCUGAUGAGUCCUCAUGGAAGAGGGCCACUGAGUUGCUUGUGGAUGUUGCCACUCAUGGUGAAGACACUGGUUAUGAGGUACCAUGCCUUAUUGUUGCAGCAAAAGAUGAUCUAGAUCCCUUUCCAUUGGCAAUACAAGAUUCUACCAGGGUUAGUCAGGACAUGGGAAUAGAAGCACCUAUUCCCAUUAGCUCAAAGUUGGGUGAUUUCAAUAACAUAUUCCGGAGGAUUGUGAAUGCAGCUGAGCAUCCUCAUAUGAGCAUUCCUGAAACAGAGGCUGGAAGAAGCCGGAAGCAGUACCAUCGCCUCAUAAACCGCUCUCUUAUGUUUAUUUCUGUCGGAGCUGCAGUGGUGGUUGUUGGAUUGGCAGCUUACCGUGUCUAUGCCACAAGGAAGAAUACUUCUGGUUGAAGCAUAAAGGAAUAUCUGUUGCUAGUGCCUUCCAUUUUUUUUUUUUUUAGGAUUUCUCUAUUUGAGUUAUUUAGGUUUCACUCUGUAGUAAAAUGUUGCAAAUUUAGUUUUCCAUAUCAUGGGUGCAAUUGCUUUUUAGAAUAUUAACAGAGAGAUAUACAAUAGAAUGGCAUAUUGUGCAAUAAGAAAAUUUUGCUGCGUAUUUUUCCCUUUCAACUUAUUUAACUUUUUAUCAAUGUAUCAUGUGAUAUCCAUCUAUUGAUCUAUGUUU
This is a messenger RNA of Rubroshorea leprosula, 2751 nucleotides long. The record is from the annotation of a GenBank genome assembly. NCBI's taxonomy places the organism in Eukaryota, Viridiplantae, Streptophyta, Magnoliopsida, Malvales, Dipterocarpaceae.